AUGGACGGUAGCCGCGGGAGCCCCCGGAUCCGGUCCACGGCCCUCGCAGCGGGCGCGGGGAUGGAUUACGACCUCGCCAUUGGUGAUCAGGGUGAGUUGUGGGAAUGGCAGAGUCAGGAGUAUGAUCUGCAGAAAGAUUUACUAGCUGCUCCAUGUAGCAGCUUGUGGGCUGAAGCAAGCAACAAUGUGGGUGACGAUUGGAGCAUGUUCGAUGAUCAAACACCAAAUGUGGGUGACGGUUGGAGCAUGUUCGAUGAGCAAACACCAAUUAAACAUUGUGCAGACUUCGAAUUCCAGUUCUGUGAUAUAGGAGAAAUCAUUGUCAAGGACUUUGAAGAAGGGAAAGAAACUUUACAGGCAAAACGCAGACGCAUGCUGCAGUUCUGUCCAGAAAAUGCUGAGAUGACAUGUUCUAUGACUGAAGAUGGGCUUUCGGAAAGUCUUCAAGAGAUGGAUUUUUCAGGUACUGACUGUUUGCUGAACUCGGAUGGGAUUGAUGAACUGCCAGAAGAAUGGCUAGUUAAUUGCUCACAAGAUAUCGAACCUUGUUUACCUGCAGAAGAAAUGAAUAGCCCUGCUGCUGCCACGGAAAAUGCUGUCGAUAUCUCUGUGCAUUCGAAUUCUUCACCUCAUCAACAGUCCAUCAUAGCCAACAACAAUCCUGCACAAGCUAGACCUACACCGCUGAAAGCUGGCAAAAACAUUAUCGGAUCAAAGAAGGUGAGAACAUGUGUGGCCUUCCCGUUCGAGCUUGUCAAGCCGUGCAGCUUCAGUGGCGACGUCACCUUGAACGACAUAAACAACAAGAUCCACGCUCCACCACCGUACAAGAUCAGGCACAAGAGCCAUGAGGAGCCCAACUCACUCCAAGCCUCGGCUAUCUCGGGGAAACCUGUGGUCCACAAGACCAAGAUCCACACCGAGGGGGGAAAGGGGAGCAUCACGAUCACAAGAACUAGAGGCUAA
Molecule: messenger RNA, 966 nt
Organism: Miscanthus lutarioriparius
Lineage: Eukaryota; Viridiplantae; Streptophyta; Magnoliopsida; Poales; Poaceae
Source: the annotation of a GenBank genome assembly